GUCAAGGCUGGUCAGGUGCCCGUCACAUUGGGAAACACCUUUAAUACAUCAAGAUGAUCCGUCUCUGGAGCCUAAUUAUUAUUUUAACUGCUUUUCAGACUUACAACUGUGAUAACGCCGGGUAUGAUCAGACGAUAUCCGAUUUAGGUGACUAUACCUUCCUGGUAAACAAUAAAACGUGGUUACAAAGCGCCCCUGUUUUUCUUCGCCUCAAUAACGAGACAGUCACCCUUGACAACUCCUCGUUGGUUGUGGAUUCCGUUAACAGGAAUUGUACCAACAAGCAUGAUGAUUUCGGGCAGUAUGAUUGUACCAGCUUCAGACUCCGGGCGUCAGGAGACUAUCUCUUUGAUAUCUACUUCAAAGAGUAUGCUUAUCCAUCAAAGUUCUACAUAUACGAACUGGUGUACGUGAACGCUACACCCGGGACACAGGCCCCCGACUGUCACCCCCCGCCGUGGCCUCCCGUUCCUGGGUUCGAGACCUGUUAUAACUCUACCGUCGGGGCCUUUCCAUCGUUUCAAGUUGUGCAACCGAAUGGAUCACCACCAUUGGGUUACAUGACGUUUGCUGAUAAAAUGAUGGGUGACGUUGGGAAAAACUUUGGAGCAUGGGGUGCAAGUACACCAAAGAUUGCCGAUGGCAUGUUAAGCGGUCCGGUUGCAAUCUUCGACCAGACCGGAACAACCCUUCUUCUGUCAUCAGCCGACAACUUUAUGACGUCAUCAGUUUGGCACCAAGACUCACCAGGAGGGCGUGUCAACUGGGGUGUUAUGGGAGGGGUGAAUUUAAUACCGGCCGGAUACUCUGUCAGAACCAUCCUGGUACCGGCAGAGGGUGUGAACACGGCCUUUGAAACAUGGGGUCUUAUUUUACGCAGUUGCCAUCAACAUGAUGGAACAAGACAGAGAAUCUAUGCAGCCGACACCACUAUCAGUCAUCUGGGAUAUUGGACAGACAACGGGGCGUUCUACUACUACAACACAGAGGACGCGGACGUCGGACGGAAUAUUACGUACGAACAGACACUAACUGACGUCAAAACAUAUUCCAGCAUGCACAAAAUUCCUUACAAAUAUCUCCAGAUCGACUCAUGGUGGUACUACAAAGGAUUACUGGACGGUAUCAAGCAGUGGUCUUAUAGACCAGAAAUAUUCCCUAGGGGUGUCAAAUUCCUGUCCCAGACCACAGGAUGGUCAAUAGCAGCCCACAACAGAUACUGGUCCUCGGACAACGUAUACGACAAGGCUAACGGUGGAAAUUACACUUUCAUCAAAGAAACUUUACUGGCCAUUCCUGACGACCAGACGUUUUGGAACGACUUACUAUCAACAGCCAGGCAAUGGGGUUUGAUAAUGUAUGAACAGGACUGGCUGAACAUUCAGACAAUCGGUACUGUCGCCCUUCAGACUGACCUCACCCUUGGUGAACGAUGGCUACAGCAGAUGAACAACGCCGCUCAGAAACUCAACAUAACCAUCCAGUAUUGUAUGGCGCUUCCUAGGCACGCUUUACAGAGUCUGAAAAACCCUGCCGUCACACAGGCACGAGUGAGUGACGAUUACCACUUGGUCGAUGACCAGUGGAAGAUAGGGAUAUCCUCCAUCUUUGCCGACGCGAUGGGUCUGGCACCGUACAAAGACACAUUCUGGACAUCUGAGACCCAGUCAGGCAAUUCCCGCUAUCCAGAUAUAACUGAACCUUACCCAGCCCUUCAGUCGCUGGUAUCAACACUCAGUAAGGGGCCGGUCGGGCCGGGCGAUAAACUCAACGCCACUAAUAGAGAAGUUCUGCUCAGGUGCUGUAACGACGAAGGUCUUAUUUUGAAGCCAUCUCGACCCGCAAAAGCUAUUGAUCGGCAAUUAAUUAAGAGAGCUUUCCCGGGCGUCGACGGGCCUGUCGGAGAGGUAUGGACUACCUAUUCUAAGAUUAAACAACAGAACCAAUCACCUUAUACUUACUUCGGUAUCCUGUUUGCAGCAAACAUGACGUCUGAUUAUCUCAUCUAUCCAAAUCAGACUGGAUUCCCAUCAGAGCUUUCUUCAGGGGUAGUGUUCUCGUACACUGAUGUUUAUAACUAUUCCAAGUUUGAUAACAACAACCCACUCCAUCUGAAAGGCUGCACAGACGAGAACUUCUGUCUCUACUACUUUUCCACUGUCUUCUUCAUGAAUGGAACUACUAUUGGUGUUUUAGGCGAGAUAAACAAGUGGGUACCCAUGUCUCCCCAGCGUGUAAACCUGGUGGUGCGAGGGGAGACAACUGUUGAUGUAGUCGUGACCGGGGUACCAUACGAGGAACUGGAGAUGUCCUUCCUCAUUAAAAACCAGGUCAAGAACUAUGUAUGUCAGCUCGGACCGUCCGGCCAGGCAACAUUUAGCACGUCAUUGGGAGGAUGUACGAACUAUGUGUCAUCUACACAUCACCCAUUAACCUCGCGUAACCCAAAUGGUAACAAGGGCACGUCAAUCAAAUCCUCGUUAAAUAUACUUUUUACUAGUAUUGUAUUGAUUGCAAGUGCAUUGUUUUUACACUAGAUAAAGUUAUAGUUUGACUCUGCUGAUUUUUGUGCUGUAAAGCUAUAUAAUAAUGUAUCUUGUUUAAAUAAAUGAAAAAUGUCUAAAGAAAUGAGGCCAAUCAUUAAUUAAGUAUUUGAUGUUUUCAUUUCGAGAUAAUGUCAGCUGUACCAGUAAAUGUAUUGUCAAUGCGUGGAUACAAGACCAGGAAUCUUUAGGAUAAUUAUUGUUUCGUUUGCUUCGGCCCCGUGUCUACAAACAAUGCACAUGCGACUUUCUAUACAUUACAGUAUAGUAAAUGUCAUCUACGUUAUAAGUACUGUUAAAUAUUCAAGUUGUUCAACUUACAUAAUGUAAAUGUUGUCUUUACUACGGGCUAAACUGUUUAUGAUGGUCCAUGUAUUUUUAUUUUCAUGCCGCUGGUGCCAUUAAAUAAAGUUAAGAACGUGAUUAUUUGAUAUGCAGAACAUAUUGCAAAUUCAAUUUAUGCAAUUUGCUUAGGCAAUAACGAUUGUAAUGUUUCUUGGAGUUUCUGUACCAUUUUGUACCAUUUUCUGUUUUAUUACAAUAAAUCUAUUGUAC
This is a messenger RNA of Mizuhopecten yessoensis (Yesso scallop), 3098 nucleotides long. RefSeq lists its product as uncharacterized. Lineage: Eukaryota; Metazoa; Mollusca; Bivalvia; Pectinida; Pectinidae. The record is from RefSeq and is a predicted model, not a curated record. The transcript is spliced from 17 exons. The coding region runs from base 54 to 2537 and encodes 827 amino acids.